AUGGACAAAUCUGAGGCCAAAAUGGCUUCUGCUACACCUCACUCAGACGACAGUGCCAUGGUCCCUACGGAUCCACCGGAAACUCCAGAGGUUCUUAGCAAUGUUCAGUUAAGCCUUGUUAUUUUAGGACUCUGGCUCUCACUCUUCUUAUGUUCCCUUGAAACGACAAUUGUCAGCACUUCUCUUAUACACAUAGCAAAUGACCUUCAAGAUUUGAGCAACGCUGGCUGGAUUGUUGUUGCAUAUCUUCUAACAUUCAAUGCUUUCAUACUCAUAUGGUCCAAACUGAGCGACACAUUUGGUACCAAAUGGCUUCUCCUGACCGCCAACGUCAUCUUUUGCAUAUUUUCCAUCGCCUGUGCUGUCUCUAAGACGAUGGUUCAGUUGAUCAUCUUCAGAGCGUUUCAGGGAGUAGGCGGUUCGGGCAUGUAUUCCCUCACGUUUGUCAUUCUAGCGCAGGUAGUGCCGAUGGACAAGCUUGGAAUAUGUACAGGUAUCCUCAGUUCCGUCUUUGCACUGGCCAGCUUGCUUGGUCCCAUUCUUGGGGGUGUGAUAUCCGACCGAAGCACAUGGCGUUGGAUAUUCUGGCUCAAUGUCCCGGGAAUCGCCGUCGCAUUUACCAUCAUUGCCAGAUUCAUGAGAGGAGGAAAGUCUGGCCAGCAAGUCCUAAAGUCGAUGAAGACCAUGGACAUUAUUGGUGCUUUUCUGUCCCUCGCUUGGGCCAUCCUUCUCAUCUUCGCGCUUCAAGAAGGAGGGAAAGAGUAUGACUGGAAUAGUGGUGUUAUUAUCGGGACCUUAGUCAGCGGCGUUUUCAUGCUCAUUGUGUUUGGAACGUGGGAGUGGUGGGUCUAUCGCCACUCUAGCACCGACGGCUUGUUUCCCGUUGGUCUCCUAAAGAGAUCGGUAGUUAUCUUGUUGUUUGUGAACCUUCUCUUACUUGGCUUCACCUUCUACGUCCCGGUCAUUCAGAUCCCACAGCGGUUCCAAUACGUGAACGGUCAAACAGCAACGAGGGCUGGUAUUCUCCUUCUUCCCCUGACGCUAGUAUCCCCUACAACUGCACUAGUUGCUGGCUCACUGGUUGGGAAGAACCGCUACUGGGCACCAGGUUUGACCAUUCUGGGAGGCUGUUUGAAUCUUAUUGGAAUCACCCUGAUGAGUACCCUCCCAGUCGACAGUGACGUUCCAGGAGCUCAAUUUGGCUAUCAAGUGAUAAUUGGCAUGAGUCUCGGCCUCAUGACACCCACCCUUCUAUAUCUGCUAAAGGUAGAGGUGCCCGAGAAAGAUAUGGCUGGUGCCAUGGGUGUUGGUAACAUGGGUCGAACUCUAGGGGGCUGCAUCGGGUUGGCGAUAUGCGGGUCAUUGUUACAAUCCGAACUGAACAAAGAGCUUCCGAAAUUUCUGAGUCCGCAGCAGAUCCAAGCCAUUUCUGCAUCUUCGGGUUCUGCAGCUCAGGUUCUGACCGUCGAUCAACUGGCUAGAGUUGGACGGGUGUACGGCGACGGGUUCAAUUUGGAAUUUAAGGGGUUAAUUGCAUUUGCUGGGCUUAGCGUCAUCACAUCAGUUUUGCUUUGGUUCUCUCAUAUGCGGUCGUCAAAGAAGAGGGAGAGUCUUGGGGAACAAGCGAUGUUUACAGAGAUGACGGAAUCAUAG
This is a messenger RNA of Hypoxylon fragiforme, 1653 nucleotides long. RefSeq names its product putative MFS multidrug transporter. Gene Ontology annotation, molecular function: transmembrane transporter activity. Lineage: Eukaryota; Fungi; Ascomycota; Sordariomycetes; Xylariales; Hypoxylaceae. Gene Ontology annotation, biological process: transmembrane transport. Bases 1 to 1653 code for a protein of 550 amino acids. The transcript has 7 exons. The record is from RefSeq and is a predicted model, not a curated record.